Molecule: messenger RNA, 3350 nt
Organism: Cyprinus carpio (common carp)
Lineage: Eukaryota; Metazoa; Chordata; Actinopteri; Cypriniformes; Cyprinidae
Exons: 2
Coding region: 1737-3209 (490 amino acids)
Molecular function (GO): ubiquitin-protein transferase activity
Source: RefSeq, a predicted model, not a curated record
AGCGUGAGAGAGCGAGCGCUCACGCGCAAGAGAGUGGAGAGUCAUGCCAGUAUUUACUCAUAAACUAAAUCACAACCUGUUAAGAACCAUCAAAGAAUCUCAUCACCUUAAUUAAAAGGGGUCAAAGCCUAGAAGCGCAUCUAAAUAGUUAACAAGCGGUUACUUGCAUUGGUUCUGUAGUUGCUGAGUAAAGUGUCCCGGUACAUGUAUAAUGCGUAGAUUUCUGUUGAAUCUUGUUAGGAGUGAAACCUUCGUCAUUUCAUCCAUGGGUUGACUGCUCCGAAGUGAAUUAACAAAGUUGCUGAAAACUGCCAGAAGAUCGGACUCCCCGGAAUCGCGAGGUGUCCAAGGUGAUGGGCGUCUCCAGGAAACCGCAAGUUAAGAGAAGAGAACACUUUUUGGGUGUGGAAGAGGUUUUAUCUGGUUUCCCAGCAACACCCCUUUUGGUUGGAUUGACCAAUAACAAGGCAUAUAGUUUCAGCGGGAAAGUGUUUCUUUGUCUCAAUGACACCUGAUUUGCAUAUUUUAUGGAUGGAGUGAUGAACUGGUUAUCUGGUAACCCAAACUAUGAUACAAAUAGUAUGAUGCAUUUUAGGCUCACAUAGUAGAUAUUUAGCUAAGGCAAACCGAUAGGUUUAAUUAGGUACCAAGAAAGAUAUGCAAGACAGAUAGAAACAUAAAGAUAAAUUCUUAUGCUUGAAUAUAGGUCAACUAAUACGACUAGAGAAUCAUAAAUAUGCUAAUAUGAGCUGGGAAACAUACAAACACACAGGAAUAUAUCGUAUACAUUUGGAAUGGCUUAUAUCCUGAGUUAGAUGCAAGAAGGUUUAAGUGUGUGUGUGUGUGUGUGUGUGUGUGUGUGUGUUUGUGCGAGCGACAUGGUGAGGUCUUUUCCUCUGCAUGCUUUGGCCAUUGAAGCUGAUUAAGAUCUCUUUGAAGCUUAUGAGUCCGAGCUAGGAAUGUAGAGGUGUUCCUGGUGAUGCUCAAACAGGCCCCCAAAGGUGUCAAUGGCACUGUUUGAUGCAGACUCAUUGGCUCUAAACUGUGAUUUACAUGAGGUCAGUCAGUAGAUUAAAAAUCUUUCUGAAUAUUAGAAUAAAUGUGUUAUGAUCUACUCCAUACGUUACAUUGGUACAGCAAAUGUGUAAUCAACAUAGUAAAAUUAUACUUUAUCUUUCAGAGAAAGAGCUCAGGAAAAGGUGGGAUUCACAUAUGCGAUACAAAAAACUUGCACCUUCAGGAAGCAGUGGAGCUCAGAAGACUGGCAGACAGCAAUGAAUCUUGACCCGGCUGCAAUUUUUGGAGCCACACACACAAAAAAAGGAGAGCACAUCCAAAAUUGAUGCCAGUGUCAUCGAACUAAUGACAGAUGAACAGCUAAAGACAUACUUUCCAUCAUAUGGUGAUCGGCUGGCCAUUUUGGGAUUUUGCAGACAGAAAGCCAGUAACAGGAAUGAUCCCAAUAAAAGGAAAUCAAAACUUUUUGAGCGAUUGAAAUCUAAAAUAUCCAAUAAAUCGAAGUAUGAUGAUUCUGCCACAACAAGUCAACAACACACAGCAAAGAAUGCUCAGAAGACUAUGAGAAAGGUAGAAUUAGGAUGGAUGAAUUACGAUACAGAAAAUGAAGUCUUUAAACAAGUGAGAACAAGAAGGGGUGGCACACGAAAAGUUGAUGUAUCAAAAGAAUCCAAGAAAUCUGAUUUGAUUCAGCAAGCAGUCAAGCUGUUUUUUGGCAGAUGGAAAAAAGCCCUGAGGGAGACAUCACUGAGUUUGAAGUAGAUUUAAAGGAUUACAAAGAAAUGUCUAUUGAUGAAGACAUUACAGUUGGAAAACUGUAUGCAGACACCAGGUUGCCACUUUUACGGUUCUACCUCACAACAAAGAAGAGAAGUAACUCUGGCUCACAUAUGCAACAGGAAAUAGAUGUGGCUCUCACUACACAAGAACUGAACAGUUCCCCAACAAAAAUGCCAGCUGAAAGAUCAGGAAAUACAGAUAACACAGAUGUGGUUUACAUAGGGAGCAACAUGGAACCAGAGAUGCCUUUCCUUUAUUCAACAGAGAUAAUUUCCUCCACCCUAGAUGAGAAUGCUUUGGAUGACAUUAACACUGUCACAUUUGUCACUGGAGACACUGGAGACAUUUUUAAUGUGGAUGAUCAAAUUUUGGAUGAUACAUUACCUCUCUCACCUCUGAACACUAUUGCACAUAGUGAACAAAUAAAAAGGAUCUUAGUUGUCCACCGUGGUCAUGUCCUCCCAGAACUCAUUGCUAAUUUUUUGGAUGAAAGCGUGUUAGGGUGUGAAAUAAAAAUUCAAAUUAUUGCACCAGAUGGAAAACUUGAGAGGGGCCAUGAUGAAGGAGGAGUUGUGAGAGACUGUCUUUCUGAGUUCUGGAAUGAGUUUUAUGAACAGUGCACUAUGGGCAGCUCUUUCAAGGUGCCUUUCCUUCGGCAUGAUUUUGGACAAAUGCACUGGCAAAGUGUAGGCCGUAUAAUUGCCUUUGAAUGGAAAAAGGAAAAGUACCUUCCUGUGAAAAUAGCUCCAGUAAUCUUGGAGCAGGCUGCUUUUGGAAGUGCGAAAAGCGAUGUCAUUGAGAAUUUCCUGAAAUUUGUUCCAGAAUUAGAACAAGCAGUCUUUGAAGCCUGGCGAUCUGACUUCAACACUGUUGACAAAGAAGAACUGCUUGAGGUUUUGGAUGGCCAUAGCUGUCGUAAAACUCCAACAGAGAACAAUGCAGAGGAAAUCUUACAAGAACUUGCCCACAAAAAACUGAUUCAAGAGCCUGCCUUUGUCAUUAAGCAGUGGGGAAACUUGUUUUCCACUGCCAUCAGUCAUCUUGAUGAAAUUUCCUCUGUGUAUGAAAACUUGCAGCCCACUGUGAGAAUGGUUUUGAGGGCUCUUUCUUUCCCAGAGAACAUGAAUACCCAGCAGAGGGAGAUUCAAAGGUAUUUAACCACUUACCUUAGGGAAUCUGGCACACAAGGUCUGUCUCGGUUUCUUAGAUUCUGCACUGGUUCAGAUCUUUUUUUUGGGAAAAAACUAUCGUCAUUAACUUCACACAGGUUCAAGGCUUCCAAUGACGCCCAGUUGCACACACUUGUGGUUGUGUCUUGGAGCUGUCAGUUUUCUAUGACAGUUAUCCUGAUUUCAGAUCCGAAAUUAACAAAAGUCUUAGAGUGCAAUGUGUGGGUGAUGGACUUUAUCUAAUUAAUGAAGUUAGAAAAGACUACUGCUUGUAAAUGUAAGACUGUAGUCUUUGUAAAUUCACAUUAUGUACCACCAUAAAAGUUGUCUUGCCUUAUGCACUGUUUGUUUUAAACUGUUGUUUCUGAAUUGUUUGAAUGUACA